UGCUGAAGUGUGAGUGAAAUUUGCCCAGACAUGGAUACUGUAUCAGACUCGAUGCUUGCGAGGGGAUUGGUGUUCAUAGGUUGCUUCACAGUGCUGUAUUACAUGCUGAAAUGGUCCUGGUGUAUGUGCUGUCAAAAGUUUGGCAAACUGAUUUAAAGGCAUAUGGACAAUGGGCAGUUGUCACAGGGGCUACCGCAGGGAUUGGCAAAGCUUACGCAAAUGAGUUGGCCAGAAGAGGUCUGGACAUUGUACUGGUCAGCCGGUCAAAAGAUAAACUCCACAUUGUCGCCAAGGAGAUUGAGAGCCAACAUGGACUCCAGACCCAGAUCAUCCAGACAGACUUCACAGAGGGCCAUGACAUCUACCCUGCUAUAGCUGAGGCACUACGGGACCUGGACAUAGGCAUCCUGGGUAGGGAACCUAUGGCAAUGAUAUAUAGGAGGAAGAGAACAAGGAGUCAAAAAGGGGACGACAAUCAGGAAAUGAGAAAGGAACUAAAGCUAGUCAACAAUUAAAUGUAGAAUGUGCUCUUAUUACCGUCAACAUACAGUGCCUUCAGAAAGUAUUUAUACCCCCACAUUUUGUAGUGUUACAGCCUGAAUUCAAAAUUGAUUUGAAAAAACACAAUACACCAUUAUGACAAAGUGAAAACAUGUUUUUAAAAAUGUUUGCAAAUGUAUUGAAAAUAAAAUACAGAAAUAUCUCAUUUACAUAAGUAUUCACACCCCUGAGUCAAUACAUAUUAGAAUCACCAUUGGCAGCGAUUAUAACAUUUCGUUUUUCUGGGUAAAAUCUCUUAAGAGCUUUGCUCACCUGGAAUGUAAAAUAUUUGCACAUUUUUAAAAUUCUUCAAGUUCUGUCACGUUGAUUGUUGAUUAUUGCUGGACAGCCAUUUUCAAGUCUUGCCAUAGAUUCUCAAGCCGAUUUUAAGUCAAAACCGUAACUAGGCCACUCAUGAGUAUUCAAUGGUGGAACAAACCCCCUCACGACGCCAGGACAGCGGAGUCAAUCACCACCUUCCGGAGACACCUGAAACCCCACCUCUUUAAGGAAUACCUAGGAUAGGAUAAGUAAUCCUUCUCACCCCCUUUAAGAUUUAGAUGCACUAUUGUAAAGUGACUGUUCCACUGGAUGUCAUAAGGUGAAUGCACCAAUUUGUAAGUCGCUCUGGAUAAGAGCGUCUGCUAAAUGACUUAAAUGUAAUGUAAAUGUAAUGUCGUUUAGGUAAGCAACUCAAGUGUGUUUGAGGUUGUUGUCCUGCUGAAAGGUGAAUUUGUCUCCCAGUGUCUGUUGGAAAGCAGAAUGAACCAGGUUUUCCUCUAGGAUUUUGCCUGUGCUUAGCUCUAUUCUGUUUAUUUGUUUCCCAUAAAAUAACUCCCUAUUCUUUGCCAAUGAUAAGCAUACCCAUAACAUGAUGCAGCCACCAUGAUGCUUGAAAAUGUGAAUAGUGGUACUGAGUGAUGUGUUGUUGGAUUUACCCCAAACAACACUUUGUAUUAAGGACAAAAAGUUCAUUUCUUUGCAACAUGUUUUGCAGUUUUACUUUAGUGCCUUAUUGCAAACAGGAUGCAUGCUUUGUAAUAUUUUUAUUCUGUACAGGCUUCCUUCUUUUCACUCUCAUUUAAGUUAGUAUUGUGGAAAAAGUACAAUGUUGUUGAUCCAUCCUCAGUUUUCUCCUAUCACAGCUCCUUAAACUCUGUAACUUGUUUUAAAGUCACCAUUGGCCUCAUAGUGAAAUCUCUGAGCUGUUUCCUUUGUCUCCAGCAAUGGAGUUAGGAAGGACGCCUGUAUUUUUGUAGUGAAUGGGUGUAUUGAUACACCAUCCAAAGUGUAAUUAAUAACUUCACCAUCCUCUAAGGGAUAUUCAAUGUCUGCUUUUUAAAAAUGUUCACCCAUCUACCAAUAGGUGCCCUUCUUUGUGAGUCAUUAUGAAAAGCUCCCCGGUCUUUGUGGUUGAAUCUGUUGUUCUAAAUUCACUGCUCAACUGAGGGAAUUUACAGAUAAUUGUAUUUGUGGGGUAUAGGGAUGAGGUAGUCAUUCAAAAUCAUGUUAAACACUAUUAUUUCACACAGAGCCCGUGCAACCUAUUAUGACUUGUUAAGCACAUUCUUACUCCUGAACUUAUUUAGGCUUGUCAUUACAAAGGGGUUGAAUACUUAUUGACUUGAGACAUUUCAGAUUUUAAUUUUUAAUGAAUUUGUAAACAUUUCUAAAAACAUAAUUCCACUUUGACGUUAUGGGGUGUUGUGUGUAGGCCAGUGACAACACAUCUCAAUUUAAUCCAUUUUAAAUUCAGGCUGUAACACAACAAAAAAAUGAAAAAUCAAGGGGUGUGAAUACUUUCUCAAGGCACUGUAGCUUUUCUCUCUUUCAAUGGAUGUUAGUAGUGAAAUGUAAUAAUCAGUUACAUAGAAAUAUAUUCUGACACUCCUCAUUUACAGUUAACAAUGUAGGCAUGAACUAUUCUGACAAGUUGGUACAUUUCCUGAACAUUCCCAACCCUGAGCAGGUAAGAUUCACCCCCCCCAAACUCACAUUAAUGGUCUAUGUAUACAGUUGAAGUCGGAAGUUUACAUACACUUGGGUUGGAGUCAUUAAAACUUGUUUUUCAACCACUCCACAAAUGUCCUGUUUAACAAACUAUAGUUUUGGUAAGUCUGUUAGGACAUCUACUUUGUGCUUGAUAAGUACAUUUUCCAACAAUUGUUUACAGACAGAUUAUUUCACUUAUAAUUCACUGUAUCACAAUUCCAGUGGGUCAGAAGUUUACAUACACUAAGUUGACUGUGCCUUUAAACAGCUUGGAAAAUUCCUGAAAACAAUGUCACGGCUUUAGAAGCUUCUGAUAGGCUAAUUAGCAUCAUUUGAGUCAAUUGGAGGUGUACCUGUGGAUGUAUUUCCUUCAAACUCAGUGCCUCUUUGCUUGACAUCAUGGGAAAAUCAAAAUAAAUCAGCCAAGACAUCAUAAAAAAUUGUAGACCCCCACAAGUCUGGUUCAUCCUUUGGAGCAAUUUCCAAACGCCUGAAGAUACCACGUUCAUCUGUACAAACAAUAGUACGCGGGUAUAAACACCAUGGGACCACGCAGCUGUCAUACCGCUCAGGAAGAAGAUGCGUUCUGUCUCCUAGAGAUUAACGUAUUUGGUGCGAACAGUGCAAAUCAAUUCAAGGUCAACAGCAAAGGACCUUGUGAAGAUGCUGGAGGAAACAGGUACAAAAGUAUCUAUAUCCAUAGUCCUGUAUCGACAUAACCUGAAAGGCCACUCAGCAAGGAAGAAGCCACUGCUCCAAAACCGCCAUAAAAAAGCCAGACUACAGUUUGCAACUGCACAUGGGGACAAAGAUCAUACUUUUUGGAGAAAGGUCCUCUGGUCUGAUGAAACAAAAAUAGAACUGUUUGGCCAUAAUGACCAUUGUUAUGUUUGGAGGAAAAAGGAGAGAUGCUUGCAAGGCGAAGAACACCAUCCCAAUCAUGAAGCAUGGUGGUGGCAGCAUCAUGUUGUGGGGGUGCUUUGCUGCAGGAGGGACUGGUGCACUUCACAAAAUAGAUGGCAUCAGGAGGCAGGAAAAUUAUGUGAAUGUAUUGAAGCAACAUCUCAAGACAUCAGUCAGGAAGUUAAAGCUUGGUCGCAAAAGGCUCUUCCAAAUGGACAAUGACCCCAAGCAUACUUCCAAAGUUGUGGCAAAAUGGCUUAAGGACAACAAAGUCAAGGUAUUGGAAUGGCCAUCACAAAGCCCUGACCUCAUCCUAUAGAAAAAUUUUGGGCAGACCAGAAAGUGUGUGUGAGCAAGGAGGCCUACAAACCUGACUCGGUUACUCUUUGCCAUCUCACAGAACAUUGCUCCGUCCAUUUUCUUUCCUGAUUGGCUACGCCUUUCAUCCUACUGUGUGAAGCAGACAUUUGCACAGAGCAUGGAGAAGAAAAUUGAUGAAAUGACAGAACUUUCAGCAAGCAAAGAGGACUAAGGAGUGCAAAGGAGGUUGCUACUGAAACGUUGGUGGUGCUUUAAAGAGGUCAUAUUGGAAAUUGAUAUGAGAAGUUUUACUUCAUAUGUAGAGAACUAAUUGAUCAAUGUUACUGUUUUUCCCAUUGACUGCCAUUGAAAUGUAUUGUUUAUAGGAAAGAGAUUGUGUAAUGUUGAUGUAAACAAGCUGACCCCAAAUCCAUCAUGAACUAUAUAGCCUGAGUGCAGCAGAGUAUGCUCUGUGGGAGACUCUCAAACAGGCUUCUACAGUACAUAUAUUAGCUAUAUACUUAUUAGGGAUAUAGA
Messenger RNA from Oncorhynchus keta (chum salmon), 4272 nucleotides. Its product is annotated as inactive hydroxysteroid dehydrogenase-like protein 1. The record is from RefSeq and is a predicted model, not a curated record. Gene Ontology annotation, molecular function: oxidoreductase activity. Gene Ontology annotation, cellular component: endoplasmic reticulum. Lineage: Eukaryota; Metazoa; Chordata; Actinopteri; Salmoniformes; Salmonidae. Bases 111 to 515 code for a protein of 134 amino acids. The transcript has 4 exons.